This is a messenger RNA of Hirsutella rhossiliensis, 2955 nucleotides long. Its product is annotated as helicase associated (HA2) domain-containing protein. NCBI's taxonomy places the organism in Eukaryota, Fungi, Ascomycota, Sordariomycetes, Hypocreales, Ophiocordycipitaceae. The record is from RefSeq and is a predicted model, not a curated record. Gene Ontology annotation, cellular component: intracellular anatomical structure; spliceosomal complex. Gene Ontology annotation, biological process: mRNA splicing, via spliceosome. Gene Ontology annotation, molecular function: ATP binding; RNA binding. The transcript is spliced from 3 exons. The coding region runs from base 1 to 2955 and encodes 984 amino acids.
AUGGUGGAUACGUACCAAGCAGGGAUCGGUCCGGGAGAACUUCGCGACAUCAAGCAAGCUCUCCAACAGCGCAUCCUUUCUUCGGCCUCCAACAUCGCAUCGUCCAGGCUCAGGGUCAGCGCCCAGCCAGACAGCGAUCAUGGCGGGAGACAGAGACCACGGCUCCGCCACGAUGCGCGAGACUCGACCCCCCGGGCACAUUCACGGCCACCGCCACGAGAGUUGGACCAGCCAGAGCCGACCGAAGAAGAUGACAGGGCCCUGGACCGUGACUGGUAUGGGGGCGACGAGUUUGGCGGACACACCUUUGGCGAUGACACCCACAACCCUUUCGCAUCGUACCAGCUGUCGGCUUGGGAGAGCCAGCAGCAAGAGUCGGCAAAGGCCGAGAAGAUGGCAAGCCGAUACGACGCCAGGCAGGAGCAGAGGCGGAAGGAAAACGACGCAUGGGAAACAAACAGGAUGCUCGUCUCCGGCGUCGCCCAGCGUAGGGACCUGGCGACCGACUUUGACGACGAUGAAGCGACCCGCGUCCACCUCCUCGUCCACGAUCUGAGGCCCCCAUUCCUGGACGGACGCACCAUCUUUACAAAGCAGCUUGACCCAGUGCCCGCUGUGAGAGACUACCAGAGCGACAUGGCCGUCUUCAGCAGAAAAGGGAGCAGGGUUGUCAAGGACGCACGGCAGCAAAGAGAGCGGCAGAGGCAGGCGCAGGAAGAGGACGCAGACAGCGCGUUGCCCGUUGCCGGCGAGGAAGAAGCCCGAAACGGCGAGCGCAAGACAAACAAGUUCAGCGAGCAUCUCAAAAAGGGGCAGGGUGCCAGCGAUUUCAGUCAGAGCAAGACUCUGCGGGAGCAGCGAGAGUUCUUACCCGCCUUCGCCGUUCGUGAGGAGCUCCUCCGCAUCAUCAGGGAGAACCAAGUCACGAUCGUCGUGGGCGAGACGGGGUCGGGCAAGACGACCCAGCUGACGCAGUUCCUUCGCGAAGACGGCUAUGGGGCAAGCGGCAUGAUUGGCUGCACGCAGCCGCGGCGUGUGGCGGCCAUGAGCGUGGCCAAGCGAGUCGCGGAGGAGAUGGAAGUCAAUCUGGGCGGCACCGUGGGCUACGCCAUUCGAUUCGAAGAUUGCACGAGCAGGGAGACGGUUAUCAAGUACAUGACGGAUGGAGUGUUGCUCCGAGAGUCGCUUAACGAGCCUGACCUCGAGCGGUACUCGUGCAUCAUCAUGGACGAGGCACACGAGCGUGCCCUCAACACGGACAUCUUGAUGGGUCUCUUCAAGAAAAUACUGCAGAGGCGACGGGACCUGAAGCUAAUCGUUACGUCGGCGACGAUGAACUCGAAGCGAUUCUCCGACUUUUUCGGCGGUGCGCCCGAGUUUACGAUUCCGGGAAGAACCUUCCCCGUCGACGUCAUGUUCCACCGUUCGCCGGUCGAAGACUAUGUCGACCAAGCAGUCCAGCAGGUACUGGCCAUCCACGUCUCCAUGGAUCCCGGCGACAUACUCGUCUUCAUGACGGGCCAGGAAGACAUUGAAAUCACGUGCGAGCUGGUGCAAAAACGGCUCGACGCCCUCAACGACCCGCCCAAGCUCAGCAUCCUGCCCAUCUACAGCCAGAUGCCGGCGGACCUCCAGGCCAAGAUCUUUGACCGGGCGGCGCCAGGCGUGCGCAAGUGCAUUGUCGCCACCAACAUUGCGGAGACGAGUCUGACGGUCGACGGCAUUAGAUAUGUCGUGGACGCGGGCUACUCCAAGAUGAAGGUCUACAACCCCAAGAUGGGCAUGGACACGCUCCAGAUCACGCCCAUCUCGCAGGCAAACGCGUCGCAGCGCUCGGGGCGUGCCGGGCGGACGGGCCCGGGCAAGGCGUUUCGCCUGUACACGGAGAAGGCUUUUAAGGAAGAGCUUUACCUACAGACGAUACCCGAGAUUCAGCGCACCAACCUGGCCAACACGGUGCUGAUGCUCAAGUCGCUCGGGGUCAAGGACCUCCUCGACUUUGACUUCAUGGACCCCCCCCCGCAGGACACCAUCUCGACGUCCAUGUUCGACCUGUGGGCCCUGGGCGCUCUGGACAACCUCGGCGAGCUGACGGAGUUGGGGCGCAAGAUGAGCGCGUUCCCGAUGGAUCCGUCGCUGUCCAAGCUCCUCAUCACGGCGGACGAAUACGGGUGCAGCGAGGAGAUGAUUACGAUUGUGUCGAUGUUGUCGGUGCCCAACGUCUUUUACCGGCCCAAGGAGCGGCAGGACGAGGCGGACACGCAGCGGGAAAAGUUUUGGGUGCACGAGUCGGACCACCUGACAUACCUGCAGGUGUAUUCGGCGUGGAAGGCCAACGGACACUCGGACGGGUGGUGCGUCAGGCACUUUCUGCACGCCAAGUCGCUGCGGCGGGCCAAGGAGAUACGGGAGCAGCUGGUGGACAUUGUGCGGAUGCAGAGGAUGCAGCUCAGCAGCUGCGGCAUGGACUGGGACAUGAUCCGGCGGUGCAUCUGCUCGGGCUACUACCACCAGGCGGCCAAGUACAAGGGAUCGGGCGAAUACAUCAACCUCCGGACAAACGUGGCCGUGCAGCUGCACCCGACGAGCGCCCUGUACGCGGGCCACCCACCCGACUACGUCGUCUACCACGAGCUCAUCCUCACGGCCAAGGUGUACGUGUCGACGGUGACGGCCGUGGACCCGCACUGGCUGGCAGACCUGGGCGGCGUCUUCUACUCGGUCAAGGAAAAGGGCUACUCGGCGCGCGAGAAGCGCAUCACCGAAACCGAGUUCAACCGCAAGAUGGAGAUUGAGGCCAAGAUGGCCGAGGACAAGCGGCGGCAGGCCGAGCGGGAGCAGGCCGAGGCGGAGCGGGCGACGGCCAAGAAGAAGGUGGGUCACGACGGCAAGAAGUUUGUGACGCAGGGGGCGGUCAAGAAGCCGGUGGCCCGGAGGCGUGGCCGAGGGUUCUGA